Girardinichthys multiradiatus is the source of this 1452-nucleotide messenger RNA. It is a transcript of the gene kcnmb2a, whose product is annotated as potassium large conductance calcium-activated channel, subfamily M, beta member 2. The record is from RefSeq and is a predicted model, not a curated record. NCBI's taxonomy places the organism in Eukaryota, Metazoa, Chordata, Actinopteri, Cyprinodontiformes, Goodeidae. The transcript is spliced from 4 exons. Gene Ontology annotation, molecular function: calcium-activated potassium channel activity; potassium channel regulator activity. Gene Ontology annotation, cellular component: membrane; voltage-gated potassium channel complex. Bases 222 to 761 code for a protein of 179 amino acids. Gene Ontology annotation, biological process: detection of calcium ion; potassium ion transport.
UUCAAAAUGAGAUGUUUACCUGGAGUCCACUGUAUGAGGAGGGCUUUUAGUCCCAGCACACCAUAAUGAAGAACUGCUUGUAGGGUUAGUAGAAAAAGGCUUAUUCUCUACUGGAACUGGACUUAUCAAGGGAUAAAUAGUGUUACACAGGCAAAAUGCUUCAAAGGACUUUCCAGCAGUCUUACCAUACCAACAGAAGAGCACCAAGGUGAUCUGGAAAGAUGUUUUUUGUGGCAGGGGCCAGAAAUGCUGCAGGAUCAGGAAGACAAAAUGAGAGAAGUGUAUGGACGGAGGAAGGGGCGUGUGCUGUCAUCAACUCCACAAUCACCGGGGACAUGAACUGUUCAUACAGUUGUGGGUCAGACUGCUGGAGAGUGUCCAGAUACCCUUGUCUGCAGGUCUAUGUAAGCGUCAACAACACGGGCCAUAUCAGCCGUCUGUCUCACAACGAAGAGACACAGGAUGCUAGCUCUGAAUGUGUCUACAUUCCCCGGUGCCAAAAGGACAGCACGGCCAUGUAUGCCGUGAUCAUGAACAUUUCCGAGCAUCUGAAGAUGAACCAGCACAUAUCCUGCUACUAUGACCCCAGUAAGCAGCAGGACACUGUCCUCCUGACCAGGCUCUAUGACCACAGUGUUGUCUUCCACUCGUUGUUGUGGCCCUCGUGCAUGCUCUCAGUGGGAGCCCUCAUCAUUGUGAUGGUAAAGCUCACGCAGUACCUCUCCAGACUUUGUGAAGAGAUAGCGAAGAUCAAGAGGUGAAUUAAGUGCAGCACCUCUGUAAGUCAGACACACAAAGAUUAGGAGAUUGACAUCUGACAUAAAAGGCAUUUUUUUAAAUCAAACGAACUUGCUGUGACCUAUAGCAGACUGUCAUCCCUGGCUGAAACUCUCAAAACCUCCACUGAGCAGUGAGGAAGAUGACAGACAUGGAACUGUUGCUAAGAAAACAGAGAUACUAUUCUGAAUGGUUUUAAAACAUUUCAAAGCAUCUGAGAGUAAUUGUUUACAAGUGUCUUAUUAUUUAACACAGUUUAUGAUCAGAAUGUACUUAUCAGGUCACAUACACUCUAAAAGCUGUUAUGUGUCAGUUUUAAUCCGAGAACUGUGUGAGAUUCCAGAAAAAUGCUAGAGUGAGUUUUCUCCAGCUGUAUGGAGCAUAGAAUAACAUAAUACUGUCUCUCACCCACCUGUUUAUUUGCUUUGCCAUUCAUGGUGCAGAAAUAAGGUUGUGCCACCCAUCACUCAUUGAGAUUACAGUGUUUGAAAACUACAUUCAUUUAUUCAUCUUUAUUUGAUCAGACACAUCUGAGUGCUGUUGAAAGAACUCAAAAAAUAAAUAAAAUAAAAUGAAAUCAAUAAUAGUAAUGAUAUAAAGACCUGACUGGCACCCUUCGCUUAUGCCCUGUAUUGAAAAUAAAAAUCCAGAAAACAUAAACACAACCAAACUCCC